AUGUCACCUCUCCCAGCCUGGCCGCCUGCGUUGUCUGAGGCUCAGCAAGCCGACCUCGCCCACCAGGCUGCGACAUACGCCCUCGCCAACGGCUUCACCCUCCUCCCCGUCCCGCCCAAAGGUGAGCACGUCCCGGCCAUCCCUACACAGGUCAUCGCCGCGCCGCUCUCUCUUCUGCCCACGCCCUUCCCGCGCCCAGCGUACGUGCAGGCCAAGAGUAUUCAGCGCCUCUACAAUGCGCUUUAUGCGCGUGUUGCACUCGAUUGGGAGUUCCUCGACGGGAUCAUGCAAUAUGUCGCGCCGGUUGACGACUUCCAGGCCGAGCUGUGGAACCGCUGGAAGGCCAUCCGUGACGAGAUCAAGGUGACGCAGCCGGUCCAACUCGGCAUCUUCCGCUCCGACUACCUCCUGCAUGAGCAGGGGAAUGCUGUCGGGGAGAAGUCGCGUAUCAAGCAGGUCGAGUUUAACACGAUCGCGGCGUCAUUCGGCGCGCUCAGCCAGAAGGCGAGCGAGAUGCAUCGCUACCUCUCCGAGCAGACCAACUACUACCACGUAAACCCGCAGUUGCACAACCCCAACUCGUUCGUCGACAACCACUCGCUCGAGGACAUUGCGGCCGGCCUGGCCGAAGGAUUCAACGCGUACGGGAACAGCGACGCGGUCGUGCUGUUUGUUGUGCAGGAGGGCGAGCGUAACGUUUUCGACCAGCGGGCGCUCGAGUACCAGCUUCUUAAGCGGCACCGCGUCAAGAGCGUGCGGCUGACGUUUGCCCAAGUUGCGCAGCGCGGGCAGCUGGACGACGACAAGGUGUUCUGGCUCGACUGUCCGCUCAGGGGGGAGCAACUCGAGGUCGCGUUGGUCUACUACCGUGCAGCGUACACGCCGGCAGACUACAUGAGUUCGGCGGAGUGGGACACGCGCGUGCUGCUGGAGCGCUCGACAGCGAUCAAGUGCCCCUCGAUGGCGCUGCAGCUUGCGGGCGCCAAGAAGGUGCAGCAGGUCCUUGCUGAACCUGGUGUGCUGGAGGAUAUGCUUCUGGGCAACGCGCGACCCGACGUCGGCUUUGGUGCGGGGCCAGGUUCGCUAGGAGCGCGCGACGCCGCGGCGCUGCGUGAGACCUGGACGGGUCUGUGGCCGCUCGACAGCAGUGAAGAGGGCACCAAAGCGGUCCAGCUCGCGAACGAGCAUCCCGAGCGCUUCGUACUCAAGCCCCAACGUGAGGGUGGCGGCAACAACAUUUACCGCGGCGACAUUCCGCCCUACCUCGCCAAGCUGGAGGAGGAGGACAAGUCCCGUCCUGGAGAGGCGCCGCGCCGCGAGGCCUACAUCCUCAUGGAGCUCAUCGAGCCUCCAAAGGGCGUGCACAACCUCCUGGUGCGCGGAGGUGAGGGCACGCCCCGCCUCGCCGACGUCGUCUCCGAGCUGGGCGUGUACGGUGUUGCCCUGUAUGGCGGCAAGGUGACUCCGGUCAACAGAGAGGCCGGGACGCUGCUCCGGACAAAGGGCCGGGAGAGCGACGAGGGCGGCGUCGCGAUUGGCAUCAGCUCGAUCGACAGCCCGCUCCUGGUGUAA
Messenger RNA from Cutaneotrichosporon cavernicola, 1572 nucleotides. RefSeq lists its product as uncharacterized. Bases 1 to 1572 code for a protein of 523 amino acids. Gene Ontology annotation, cellular component: cytosol. Gene Ontology annotation, molecular function: glutathione synthase activity; ATP binding; glutathione binding. The record is from RefSeq and is a predicted model, not a curated record. The transcript is spliced from 4 exons. NCBI's taxonomy places the organism in Eukaryota, Fungi, Basidiomycota, Tremellomycetes, Trichosporonales, Trichosporonaceae. Gene Ontology annotation, biological process: glutathione biosynthetic process.